Molecule: messenger RNA, 6956 nt
Organism: Xyrauchen texanus (razorback sucker)
Lineage: Eukaryota; Metazoa; Chordata; Actinopteri; Cypriniformes; Catostomidae
Product: matrix remodeling-associated protein 8-like
Exons: 10
Coding region: 4591-6036 (481 amino acids)
Biological process (GO): establishment of glial blood-brain barrier; cell adhesion
Cellular component (GO): membrane; cell surface
Source: RefSeq, a predicted model, not a curated record
ACAUUGCCAGCACAGGCGUACUGUUUCAGGUGACUGUGAAACAGCACCAUCUUUAGGAGAAAGAGGGAUCAUACAGAGUCGUGAGAAAGAAAAGCGUUCUCUGUUCACUUGCAAAAAAAAUUCUCAUGGUAUUUUUCAGUUAUGUUCAAUGGAAAUGUGGUAUAUUUCUUUCAUCCAAGCUUAGCAAGUAUUAUUCGUAUUCUACCAUUGAUUUCAAGUUGUUUGUUAUACCCCAAACAAUCCACUUAAAGCGAUUUCAAGCUUAUUUUAAUAUUAUUACAUUCAUAUUUAUUAAAGACCCAAGUUAUGCAGACUUAACAGGUUGCAGGAAGAAAUAAAAGGAAGUGGUGAAUUAUUUAAGUGGGAACUUUUGAAGCGCAAAUCUGUUGCAAGGGAACGGAAGUAGGUAGUCACAUUGAACAUUUGUGAACCGGUGAGGUAUGUAGUAUGUACUCCUUUUGGAAUUUCCAGAACGAGCAUAAGAGUUGACUAAUUGUACACAGAUCGCCGUAUUCUUGGCUGGUAUUUGUUAUUUACACAUGUGAUUAAUUUUUUUAUUUUUAUCAACAUAACGUGAUCAGUCACGAUCAGUCUAAUCUACGAACCUGGCCAGCAGUUGCUAUUGGUUUGAAUGAAAGGAAUUCCCCUCCAUAGUGUAUUACACAUUUUGUUAAUAGAUACUAUGAAAACACCAGAAAACGUACUACUCAGAGUAUGUUGCUCUAUGGCAGAUACACGGACAUUUCCCCUUGAAACCCAGGACCAGGAUUGGGGAACAGUGCACUGUAGUUCCUUUUUGCUUUAUUGACUGCUUUUGGUAACCUUUGUGGUUUGUUGAUCAUUUUGUGUGUUAAGGAAUACUUUACAAAGGAAUACACACAAAAAUAAAAAUUCCCUCGUCAUUUACUCACCCUCAUAUCAUCCCAGAAUUGUAUGACUUUCUUUCUUCUGCAGAACACAAAUUAAGAUUUUUAGACAAAUAUUCUCAGCUUUGUAGGUCCAUACAAUGUAAGUAAAUGGUGGCCAGAACUUUGAAGCUCCAAGCAUGUCUUCAGAAGUGUUACGACCCGAGUGUUACAGAUGAGUUUUCACAAAGUAACUCAAGGAUUUAUUAACUAAAUAUAAAGUCUUUAAAUAACAAAAAAGAUUAUGUGUUUAUUUAUCAGUGCAAUCAGUAGUGUAGAGCAGAAUGCAUGCAUGAAGAUGUAAUGUACUGCAGGGAGAUGAUGGAUGCACAAAAUAAACAACAAAGAAAAAGGCCCAAAGGACACAAUAAGGAGCCCAGUUCGAAGUAGUCUCAGUCUUUUUAAAGGGCCUAGAUGUCCAUUGUUCAGGUUUGUGCUUAAUGAAGCAAUUUGGACUAAACCAAGAGCAACAACACGGGGAGCACAGACCGCAGGGCAAACUCAGGGUCGUCACAAAAAACUAUGUGAUAGGUGUGGGUGAGAAACAGAUCAAUAUGUAAGUCCUUUUCUACUAUAAAGCUCCAGCUUUGACUAGCGUACCUCUCAGUCUGCCACCACUGCAACUGGGGCAAACUAUUUAUUUAUUUAUUUUCUCCCCAAUUUGGAAUGCCCAAUUUCCAAUACGCACUAGGUCCUCAUGGUGGUGUAGUGACUCGCCUCAAUCCAGGUGGCAGAGGACAAAUCUCAGUUGCCUCCAUGUCUGAGACAGUCAAUCCAUGCAUGAUUGGGAACCAGAAGCAUGCAAAUCACCAAAAAACAAAAUAAGAAGAAUGUGGAAGUGAAAGUGAAGAUUUAUAGUAAAAAAAGAACUUAAAUAUUGAUCUGUGUGUUCUGGGAUGGCAUGAGGGUGAGUAAAUGGUGAGACAAUUUAAAUUUUUGGGUGAACUAUUCUUUCAAGCAACAAAUUAUUCAUAACAAAUUGACAAUUAUCAGACCCACAAUAGUAAGUUGCACAGCUGCAUAUUCUACAUUUAAGUUUAUGAUGCUCUGGAGGGUGCACCAGCCAUAGGACUGUAAACCAUGUUUGUCCCAAAGGUGGUUUCGUAGCUGGACCUGCUUUCUAAAGUGUCUGGUAAGCUUAUUCAAUAUUGUAGUGUUGAUAAACAUUUUGUUUUUUGCACAUUUCGUAACCAUCUGUUUUUCACAUUUUGUAACCGUGUAUUAUGUUUAUAUUGUGUUCUUUGUGCCUUAUGUAUAUGGUGCAUACAAUGGUGUAGUAGUGUCUGAAGAGGUGGGCAUAUUGUGAAUUUAUGAAAGACCCCCAUAAAAAAAAAAAAAAAACACAUGUCCUGAUCUCUAAAAUUCAUUUAUAUUUAUAUAUAGUACAUAUGUAAAAAGUGUAAGAAAUUAAAAAUUUCCAUUAAAAAAAUAAAAUAAAUUACUUGUAAAUAUAGUCCCACAUAAACUUACAAAAUGUAUAUCAGGUUUCUUGCUGGCAUGGUGCAGCGUACACUACUAAGAACAAUGGUAACUUGAUGUUAAAUAUGUAUUUGAAAUAAUAGGUGUCAUUAAUGUUUAUUUUAUUAGAAUACUAUGAAAAUUGUUAAUACUUUGUUAUAAACUAAUUCAUAAUACACAAUAAACUGUUAAGCAAUGCAGCUAAUAUGAGUAGUAAUGUGUACGUUUAAAAGUUAUCUUGUAUUACCAUGUAUAGCCUACAUAAAACUUAAUGGUUAUAUUGUUUUAUUUGUGUACUAUUAUGUGCUUUUCUGUGUAUAGUGAAAUUGUUUUCCUAAUUAGAAAUAUAAAUUGAAAUGUUAAUAUCACAAGAAAAAUGCACCACCGACAGUAGUAAAAGGCAAAAAAAGGGGUGCAAUAACGUGGAGUAAUUUCACGUUUAAUUGCAUAAGUUACAUUUAAAUGUGUGUGUGUGUGUGUGUGUGUGUGUGUGUAUACAGUAUAUACACACACACACACACAAUUCACUUAAUGGUGCUUUGGCAUCGUGUUAGCAGAUUGAAGAAGUUACAGGUCAUCUGUACAGGACUACUCGUUCUAACGGCCAUAGGAUCAUCACUUAUUUUAGGUGGGCAUAUGCAAAAUUCUAAGAAAGAUAGGUGGGCAUACAGCAUAUGACUAGACUACGCUACUGGGUGCAUAGUGUUUAUAGUGUUUGUUCUGUACAUUGUGUAUUUUAUAUUCUCUUGACUGUACUGAACUACAGUAUUGUGAUUCUUGCACCCAAGAUUUGCAAUCAUUACACCUUUGUAUAUGGUGAAAUGAUAUUAAAGUGAUUUGAUUUAAGAUUGUACAUGGUCUCCUUUUUCUUUUCUUUUCCAGGUUCACUGCAGAAUCAGAGCCUGGCAUUGGCAUAAUGGGCAAAAAAACUACCAUUGUUGAACAGUUUGUUCUUAAGUAUUGUCAGCUUACUAAGCAUAAUCGGUGAAAAAAGAACAUGCAUGUAAACGCAUUCAAAAUUGCUUUAUCGGGCUAGUCAGGAUGUGCAAACAAUCAAUGUUUAUACUGUGGAAAAUAAACCUACGAACGUCUUCUAGAAGUCUCUGCAUAUUAGGCGGGGAUAGGGAAAUGUACUGUACUUUUUUAGUACUGCACUGUAUGCUUAUCCUUUAAAUAAUCUUGUAUUUCUGUUUUAUGUAAUAAAAAUCCUUCUAUGUCAAAUAAAUCACUCUGGGAAUUUGCUUCAUUUUAGCUUUACAUUUUAUAUGAAUGUACUAACCAGUGGCAUGUUUGUGGUUAAAAAGCAAUAUGUACUCUUUUGAAAACUAAAUGAUAGCAUCAAAUUUGAGUUGUUGUCUUGCCAAAAUCUGUCUCUUAGACCCUUUGCCAUUUGUUAUUACAGGCUAAGUUUGAGAGGGAUCCUGUUUGAAUCGCUAGGCGACCUGGACUGGAGAAAGCCCCAGAGGGAUGGACGACACCCAAAAUCAAACUCCAUCAAUUAAAAUGAGAUAAAAAGUAUUGACAAGAUGUACAUGCUGUAUAAUGUGUCAUUAAAAAAAUGUGUCUAGUGUUUCUAUUCAUAAUACCUCUCAGUCUGCCACCACUGCAACUGGGUCAAAUUUAUUUAUUUAUUUUCUCCCGUUUUUCUCCCCAAUUUGAAAUGCCCAAUUUCCAAUGCGCACUAGGUCCUCAUGGUGGUGUAGUGACUCGCCUCAAUCCAGGUGGCAGAGGACAAAUCUCAGUAGCCUCUAUGUCUGAGUAAAGUAUUGACUUGAAAUUGUAUAAACAUUGUAUUUUAUAUGACAAAUCCAUAUGUACUCAUUACUGCAACAAAAGGCCUCACCCCUCAAGUCUCAAUAGUGCAUUUAUUAAGAGAGCUAUUUAUAUUUGAACAAUUUAAACAGAACCCAGACAACUCCUUUGUCUGAGAUGCUUUGGUGAUGGAGAAAAUUGAGCCACCACUAGGGUGAAGCAAAACAUCAUUAUUCAUUCAUUCUGUUAUCUUAACUGUAUUCCUUAUUUAACACCAACACUACAAGAAACACGUUUUAUAGGCUAACUGAUCGUGACUGGAGUUACUUUUUUUUAUAUUCAGUAUUAUUUUAUUUUGGUAAAUUAUCUGACUUAACUGAACUGAUUUUAUUAUAUUUAAGGUAUUUUUGCCACAAUCUUCCUUUAUAAAAAAAAUACCAAUACUCCAUGUUAUUAAAUAUCACGGAGGAGGGGGAUGUGGGUCCAGCCGAGCAGACGCAUCAGAGUUUGCUUUUUCUGUCGCGGGACGACAAGCUUCUCAGGUGAGGUAACGCAGACUUUUGAAAGCACAGUUUCAUCGGCCACCAGCAUUGUAACAAUCUUCAACACAUUUGUUCCGGACAUGCUUCAUUUGCUAUACAUCUGGACAGCUUUCCUUUUACCAUGCGCCUGGACUCAAAACAGCAUGCAGAAUGUUAUCGUGGAGGCAAAGAACAUUACUGUUCCAGCAGGGUCAGAUGUUGUUUUGCCAUGUCAUAACCAGCGGAUGGUUUGGAGGCAGGACCGUUUACGGGACCGCCAUCGCGUUGUGCACUGGGACCUAAUCCAGAAACGACCCGAUUACACUGUGGAACGCAUUCUAGAUAUGUUCUCAGGAGGAAUUGAGCGCCUGUAUAAUGACUAUAACAAGGGCCGUAUUACUAUCUCAAAAGAUGCCUUCAGUGAUGGCAACUUUUCACUAGUUAUUAACAAUGUGGACAUGAACGAUAAAGGUGUUUAUACCUGCAACCUGCAUCACCACUAUUGCAAGGUCCACCAGUCCAUUCAAAUCCAGCUCAAUGUCACUAAAUCACCCCAAAAGGAGAGACGUGUGUGGGAUGGUGAUAAGUCUGUGUUUGUGGUUCUGUUGGGGAAGAGUGUGGUUCUUCCAUGUGUGAACCGUAGAACAUUGUGGAGGGACAGUCAUACAGAUGAAGGCCAGCAGCAGGUUGUCCACUGGGACUGGCAAGCCCCUGGGGUCACUCGUGACCGAGCUGACCGCCUCAUUGACGUGUACGCCUCUGGAGAAAACCGGCAGUAUGGACCACUCUUCCUCCGGCAUAAGAUGAACAUCUCAACUGAUGCAUUCUCCAUGGGGGAUUUCUCUCUAAGAGUCCGUAACAUCCAGCCCUCGGAUAAAGGCCUGUUUUCUUGUCAUCUUCACCAUCACUACUGUGGUCUGCAUGAGAGGCGAAUCUUCAGGGUGAUCGUUGGUUCAUCUGUCCAGCCUUUGCCUCCAGCACUCUCACCUACUAAAGCAACAACAACUGCCUUUCCCCAUCCAGUCAUACCUGCUGAUAACCCAAAUACAAACAUGGUUGAAGCACCUCACAUCCUCAAUGUAAUUGUGCCAGAGAAUCAAACUAACCUCUUGCACCAAGUGGGCUACAUCCUGGCAAUCUUCCUGUUGCUUCUCCUCUCCCUCAUUGGAAUCAUAAUGACCACAAGGCACUGUAGAAAGAAAGGGCCUGAAUUUGAGGUUCGGAGUUACGAGCAGGGUCGAAGGACAUCAAUUGAGCUAGAUGCCACAGAAAUGCAACCCUACAAUCAUGAAGACUUGCGGCUGGAUUGCAAGAAUAACUUAAUGAAAGAAAGGGCAGAGACAAACAACUAUCCCUCUCCAAAGGUUAUCGAUCCUAACAGAGAAAUGUCAUGGAUGUGAUUCAUGGUGAGCUGCUGGCUGGUCCAGAGAAUGCUGAAUGAGAAGAGAUUCAAAGACUUUACAAUCAGAGGAGCUUUACAUUUUUUCCUUUACAUUGAGAACACAAACAGAAUUACUGUUGUGUCUGCUUCAGCAUAAUUACUGCUCUGAAACAUCUUAUUUCAUAAUACUCAAGUUCUGUUAAUAUCGGUAAAUCAUUAGAAGUGAAAUCUUUUUUUCUUAUCAUAAGUGUGGAACAGUGGUUUCACAAUGGUAAUCUGUUGAACUAAAGCUACACACUUAAAAUAGUUAGGCCAAUAUGCUGGAUUAUGCAUUUGUAUUACUCUAGUGCUGUUUUCUUUGUGGUAGAAUCCACUGUAGAUGCUAAAUCGGUCCAUGUCACAAUGGUACUUACCAGAAGAGAUGCAUUUACUGAGAAUAAGUGGGUUUUCUCCUCUAAGAAUAGAAAAUUCUUAAAAAUCUCAGGAAAUAAACAAAUACCAGUGGCUUCGGGACUAAACAGCGAAAGAUGGUAUACAAAUGAACCUCAGCGACCAUUUAGCAAUGAAAUGUCUUUUUUUUUUAUCUUACUUUAAUCCUAAUCGCUUGACAACGACUUCUUUUGUCCUAGGUUUUCAAUCCUUGUUUUACAGCAUUGUAUACAUGGCACAGUGCAGUUUAUUUGGUUUUGCAAAUAUCAGCAAGACCCAGUUAUCUUUUUUUCAUCUUUAUCGGUUUUUAUAAUUUUUUCUUGGUCAGUAAUGCUCAUUUACACAGGUUAGGAAGUAUUCAUGCAAAAUGUUACAGGUUUAUGCAUAGAAAAACCAUACAAAUGUAAUAAUCUGAUAAGCAGUAGAUUUUAUUCAAUCUGGUGUGUACAUUUAUCAUUAGAGUGGCGGUACAUGGUCAUGUUGGUAGAGGAUCAAUGUAAUAAAGUUUAU